CUCGCGCCUCUCCCUUCUCCGUCUCGUCACGAGGCGCGCAUGACCGGGAAGCAGUUCCCGGCGUGGCUCAGGGCGCUAAGAUGGCGGCGGCGUGAGUUGCAUGUUCCCGUGUGUCUACUGUCCCCGGGCCGCCGCGUCGGACGGAGUGAGGGACGGACCGGACGGACGGAAGCUGCAGCCGCCGCCGCCCGCCCGGCCCCAGCCAUGGCCGUCACCGUCACCUUGAAGACGCUGCAGCAACAAACGUUUAAGAUCCGCAUGGAGCCGGGGGAGACGGUGAAGGUGCUCAAGGAGAAGAUUGAGGCAGAGAAGGGCCGGGAUGCCUUCCCUGUGUCUGGACAGAAGCUUAUCUAUGCAGGAAAGAUCCUGAGUGACGAUGUCCCAAUCCGAGACUAUAAGAUUGAUGAGAAAAACUUUGUGGUCGUCAUGGUGACCAAGGCCAAAGCUGGGCUUGCCACUUCGGCACCUUCGGAGCCCUCUGCCCCUGCUGCUGCCAACACCCUGGAGCCCUCCACACCCACCCCACCAGCUCCCGCCAUUGUUGCCAUGCCUCUACCCCCGCCAGCCCCCAGUGAGGAGCAGAAGCCUGCAGAGGAGCCAGCUGCUGGGACGCCUCCCGAGGCUGGGUCUGGCUCUCUUCCCUCUUCAGGGAGCAGCGGGCAGGAGGAUGACGCAGCCUCUACACUAGUGACAGGUUCUGAGUAUGAGACGAUGCUGACAGAAAUCAUGUCCAUGGGCUAUGAGCGGGAGCGGGUGGUAGCUGCCCUGAGGGCCAGUUACAACAACCCCCAUCGGGCUGUGGAGUACUUGCUGACGGGGAUCCCAGGGAGUCCAGAGCCUGAGAGUGGCCCUGUGCAAGAGAGCCAAGCCCCUGAGCAGCCCGCCCCAGAAGGAGGCGAGAACCCCCUGGAAUUCCUCCGUGACCAGCCUCAGUUCCAGAACAUGCGACAAGUGAUUCAGCAGAACCCAGCCUUGUUGCCAGCCCUGCUGCAGCAGCUAGGCCAGGAGAACCCCCAGUUACUGCAGCAAAUCAGCAGGCACCAGGAACAGUUCAUCCAGAUGUUGAAUGAACCCACGGGGGAGCUGGCAGACAUGUCGGAUGUAGAGGGGGAGGUUGGGGCCAUUGGUGAGGAAUCCCCUCAGAUGAACUACAUCCAGGUCACGCCACAGGAAAAAGAAGCCAUAGAGAGGUUGAAGGCCCUGGGGUUUCCCGAGAGCUUGGUAAUCCAGGCCUACUUCGCUUGUGAGAAGAAUGAGAACCUGGCAGCGAAUUUUCUCCUGAGUCAGAACUUUGAUGACGAGUGAUGCAGGGAGAGAGGGAGGGAAACUGAGCUCACCCCACCCUUAUCCCCCCACUGCCGGCAAAAAAGUUUUAUAGAAGAAAACAAAUAUAUAUAUCUAUAUAUAUAUAUUCAUGUUUAUUUAAGUGGGAAAAAAAGAAAACACAAAAAGACAACCCGAGUGCCCUUUUAGCUCCCCUCCCCCAGGGAAGUCGGGGCCACACAGCUGUAAUAAGGCUGUCCUCCUUGACCCAGCAUCCCUCCUCCCCCAUUUCUGAGUGUGCACGUGUGCAUGUGUGUGAGAGUGUGUGUGUAUGUGUGUGAGAGAGAUCAAGCUCGCUGGAGCUGGCGGCCUGGCCAGGGGAUUUGGAGACAGAUGGGCCCCUCCUGGCCUGUGGCCCAGCUUGCUGCUGAGACAGAUGGAGCCUUGGCCCCAGCUCCUAGCAAGCAGGUCUCUCUUCCCUCCCUCCCCCUGAAACUGCUGAUGUCCCCAUCCUCUCCAAGGAGGAGUCUGAGGUGGCCCAGCUCCACCCCUUCUGCCCCCUUUCUGACUUGGGGUAGGGCUGGGGGUGGGAAGAACCUGAUCUUCCCUUGGAAUGAAACUGUCCAAAUUCUUCCAUCUGGCUUUUUUUGAGGAAAGUCAGAUGAAGGAUAGCUAGGACUAAUUGCAUUAUCACCAGUUUGAGUGUUGGGGAGGGAGAGGAGGGGGUGUUGGGGUUAAAGCAUAAACUAAGUAGACAACUUGAGGGCGUUAAGCACCCCUGCCUCUUUCUGUAGCCUCUUGUUUGGCUGUUCAAAGAGCAGCAUUAUAAGAGGGUUGGAGGGCAGGAGCUCUGGGUAGGGUGUUCACUAGAGAGAAUAUCUGGGCAGAGACUAACCCCAGAGCCAGGGUGUCCUGACUCCUUCCCUCUUGUCUUCUUUACCCUGCCCUCCCCCCAGAAAUGUGUCUCUGAUAAAGGUUUUGAAGUGAAUAAAGUUUUAGAAAUGAGCUAGGGGCAGCUGGUUUAGUGCCUGUGUUCUGUCCUGGGAGGGGCCAGGCCCUAUUCACUAAGAGAUAUGGCUACAGAAGGGAUGAGGGCUAUGCAGACAGGUUCCUAAGCCAUGGGGAAAUAGGAAAAAUAGAAACCCUUGUUCUUGGGGAUGGGUAACCGGGUCCUUCGUUUGCCCCAGCUGCUCAGGGCUUGGCCCUCCUCACCGUCAGCUGCCUUGGUGAGUUUUGCAGAGCCAAACCCUGUGAUGCUCUGGCCCUGGAGGGAGCCUCCCACCCCCCCUCCCCCCCAAAGUUAGAAAUACUGGAUGGGUGAAGCCCUCCCUCCAACACACAUACUGCUGUCUGUUUUGGCUACUUUCCCCCUUGGUAAUUGGCUAAUUACCGGAGAUUAAUGUUGGUAAACAGAAGCCUUCUCCCCCUCCACCAUCUGCUCCUCCAUUAUUUCCCCAUCGUCUCCCCCUGCCCCUUCCCCCAGUGGUUGGCAAAGCUGAAAGCCCCCUGUGUGGGCAGGGAGCCAGCAGCUGAGAACCUGGGGGUGGGGUGGGAUGGGACCUGGGGAUUCCCCAGGCACUAGCAGGGACCAAGUCCUUUCUACCUACAGUGGGUCUAAGGCUUGGAGCUGGCAGGGACUUCAACCCCUCAUUUUACAGGUGAAGAAAUGAUCUCAGAGAGGAAGGGACUUGUUCAA
This is a messenger RNA of Sarcophilus harrisii (Tasmanian devil), 2959 nucleotides long. It is a transcript of the gene RAD23A, whose product is annotated as RAD23 homolog A, nucleotide excision repair protein. Bases 40 to 1305 code for a protein of 421 amino acids. Gene Ontology annotation, biological process: nucleotide-excision repair; proteasome-mediated ubiquitin-dependent protein catabolic process. Gene Ontology annotation, cellular component: nucleoplasm; cytosol. The record is from RefSeq and is a predicted model, not a curated record. Gene Ontology annotation, molecular function: proteasome binding; polyubiquitin modification-dependent protein binding; damaged DNA binding. The transcript has 9 exons. NCBI's taxonomy places the organism in Eukaryota, Metazoa, Chordata, Mammalia, Dasyuromorphia, Dasyuridae.